AGGUCAGUGGGAUGCCUGUGGGAGCAGCAGCUGUAGGUGUUAGCAGUCCUCGCACAUCAGUGAUCAAGCUCAAUAAAUAAAAAAGGCCAAGCUCUGAGUUUUGGAAAAUAUAUGCAGGCUUUGUCUGUUCCAGACUCUCUUGGUUUUCUUGGUUUUCACAGGAAAGUGAUGUCUGGCUCCCUGCUGGCCCCAGUUGGCUGCUGGCCAGCCUCAGCAGGAGGCCCUGCUUCUGGAAGGGUGUGGCUUGGGAUGCCUGGUGGUGGGGGAGAGUGGCGAGGCUCCUCAGGACCACAGGAAGGAAGCAUCUGUAGGGCUGGGCAGCCUCUGAGAAGAGCCCUUGAGUCCAUGUGGAGAGCGGGCAGCUGGGCACAGGAGGUGGCUCUGUCAGCUGGCUGUAAAAGCACUUGAUUGUGUCCAGACAACGAUGAGGGGGUGAAGGUGGACUUGCCCCUCCUUCCCCCCACAUAGUGCUCUGUGUGGCAGCACGGCCCUGUAUAACCUCCUGCUCUUAAGGUUUCCCCUCACAUGGGAAACUCCACCGAUUGCAUUGAUCCCGGUGCAUCUCCGCAGCCUAAAUUCCAAGGCCCUCGGGUGCGGGGUCCACCUGGUGGUCUGUGAGAGGGCCCUAACCGGGCACGGUCCUGGCUCUGUGUAGCAUCCCGCCUGCAUUUCAGACACUGGUAUGCUCUUCCCUUCGUCCAGAGGCAGGCCAGCCGCUACCCCCUGGUUCACAGUCAGGUGCCCUGGGAACUUAGUGGCUCAGGGGCAGCUUUGCCCAGAGCUCAGGUUCAGUGCUCAGUGUGGAGAUUCCUUUGUCCGGGGACUUUUUUCAUAUGAUCCUUCAGAACCCAUAAGCUGUUCUCCGUCCUGAGAUUUUUCCACAGUCCUCACGUGUCCUAGGUCUUGGGCCAGGAGUGGCCGUUUUCCACUCUGAGAUGGAGUUUUUGCUUGGAAAAGUGGGCGGAGUGUAAAGGCAGGUGGUAUGAGUGGAAAUGCCUCCGGACCUGUGACGGACUCCACCCUCCACAAACUUCCCACUGUUCUCUCUGCUUGCUGUCGGUCUUCCAUCUUAGCUGAUAGAGUUGAAUGUUGUUGCUCUUUCUGGCAUCCCUGUGAGGAGAAGAGAGGCAGUUUGGUGACAGUCCCAAUUUCUCAGCUUACGGAGCUGAGAAAUUGGGGCCCAGAGAAGGCUAAUUAGCAGAAUCCAAGAUUCUGACACCCCUCCUUUUUUUUUUUUUUUUUUUCCAGAGUAUCAUCUUUUCUUGCAUGUCUUCCCCAAAUCCAUCAGUAGGAAGGGAAAAUUAGUCGCCAGGAAGGGCCUUCUUCUGCCAGGUCAUCUAAUUUGUUAAAGCUUGUUUGGCUUUUCAGUCCCUACUUCCCUCCUGAGUCCAUGGAGCUUUGCUUAGUUACUGUAACUAAGACUCUGCCAUUGAAGGUUCUCGCCUUCCCCUGUCCUCCUCCUUUUGGUCGCCUUGGUGAUCCUGGAGGGAGGUAGAUGUGGGCUUUUUUUUUUUAAGUAUUAUUCCAGAAGGCAUAACCCUGGGUCAUCUCAACACCCCCUCAUUGCUGCUCUUCCUCACCUCCUUACCCUGAUUUGCCUGUGGGGCAGGGGGCGUUUGGCGGUGGUGCUGGGAUAUCGGAUAUCCAAGGCAGCUCUAGGUACAUUUCCACCAGCUGUGGGCCAGACUCCACAUGUGGCAGCUCCUCUCGGGAGGCCUCGGGAAAAUUCCAUGAUCUGGCUGUGCUGAGUCAUGCUUAGUCUCUGAGGAUACGUGUGUCACCUUUCGCAUAUCUGUCACUGGUCAGCCCAGGAUCUGGGAAAGGCUGCAGUUACUAUAGAGUGAUAUCAUGCUGCUGAUCUUUUCUAUUUGCCCAUCGCUGUAUGCUUUUCCCAGUGCUUUUACUAAUGUGCUGUUUAUCAAUAUGAAAAUGAUUAAUAUUAAAUCAUUUAUAAUAAGUGGAUUAUUCUGGAAAACAUUCCUCUCGUGAAUGAGGAAACUGAAGUUCGGUGAGACCAAGUGACUUGGACAAUGCGUAGUGCCUAAGGCGUCCUCAGGAGUAAACCCACCCAAGUGGGAGAAAAGAGCGUGCCUCCCUGGAAAUAGUUGAGACGUCCCUGGAGGAUGGAGAAUCUCCGUGCCAGUGGUACCAGCUGUAAGGCUGCUCACCUGUAGAUAAGUGAGGAAGAUCCCGCCUGCAGCCCUGAGCAGAGCAGGCAUCUGGUGCCCAGGACGAGGGCGAGAUGCUGAAGUUUCAAACUAUCCGUGGGGGCCUGAGGCUCCUAGGUAUCCGCCGAACCUCCACUGCCCCCGCUGCCUCGCCCAGUGUCCGGCGCCUGGAGUACAAGCCCAUCAAGAAGGUCAUGGUGGCCAACAGAGGCGAGAUCGCCAUCCGCGUGUUCCGGGCCUGCACGGAGCUGGGCAUCCGCACCGUGGCUGUCUACUCAGAGCAGGACACUGGCCAGAUGCACCGACAGAAAGCUGACGAAGCCUACCUCAUCGGCCGCGGCCUCGCCCCAGUGCAGGCCUAUCUGCACAUCCCAGACAUCAUCAAGGUGGCCAAGGAAAACAACGUGGAUGCCGUGCACCCUGGCUAUGGGUUUCUGUCAGAGCGAGCAGACUUUGCCCAGGCCUGCCAGGAUGCCGGGGUUCGGUUCAUUGGGCCGAGCCCUGAGGUGGUCCGCAAGAUGGGAGAUAAGGUGGAAGCCCGGGCCAUUGCCAUCGCUGCAGGUGUCCCCGUGGUCCCCGGCACAGAUGCCCCCAUCACUUCCCUGCACGAGGCUCACCAUUUCUCCAACACCUACGGCUUCCCCAUUAUCUUCAAGGCCGCCUAUGGGGGCGGGGGGCGCGGCAUGAGGGUUGUGCAGAGCUACGAGGAGCUGGAGGAGAACUACACCCGGGCCUACUCGGAGGCUCUGGCCGCCUUCGGGAACGGGGCGCUCUUCGUGGAGAAGUUCAUUGAGAAGCCGCGCCACAUCGAGGUGCAGAUCCUGGGGGACCAGUACGGGAACAUCCUGCACCUGUACGAGCGAGACUGCUCCAUCCAGCGGCGGCACCAGAAGGUGGUCGAGAUCGCCCCUGCUGCUCACCUGGACCCCCAGCUUCGGAGCCGGCUCACCAGUGACUCUGUCAAACUUGCAAAGCAGGUGGGCUACGAGAACGCGGGCACGGUGGAAUUCCUGGUGGACAAGUACGGCAAGCACUACUUCAUUGAGGUCAACUCGCGCCUGCAGGUGGAGCACACCGUCACCGAGGAGAUUACCGAUGUGGACCUGGUCCACGCCCAGAUCCACGUGGCCGAGGGCCGGAGCCUGCCUGACCUGGGCCUGCGGCAAGAGAACAUCCGCAUCAACGGCUGUGCCAUCCAGUGCCGGGUCACCACUGAGGACCCCUCGCGCAGCUUCCAGCCGGACACCGGCCGCAUUGAGGUGUUCCGGAGCGGGGAGGGAAUGGGCAUCCGCCUGGACAACGCCUCUGCCUUCCAAGGCGCCGUCAUCUCCCCCCACUACGACUCCCUGCUGGUCAAAGUCAUCGCCCACGGCAAGGACCACCCCACGGCCGCCACGAAGAUGAGCAGAGCCCUUGCCGAGUUCAGAGUCCGAGGUGUGAAGACCAACAUCCCCUUCCUGCAGAACGUGCUCAACAACCAGCAGUUCCUGGCAGGCACCGUGGACACCCAGUUCAUCGAUGAGAACCCGGAGCUAUUCCAGCUGCGGCCUGCACAGAACCGGGCCCAGAAGCUGCUGCACUACCUUGGACACGUCAUGGUGAACGGCCCAACCACCCCGAUCCCCGUCAAGGCCAGCCCCAGCCCCACGGACCCUAUUGUCCCUGUGGUGCCCAUAGGCCUGCCCCCAGCUGGUUUCAGAGACAUCCUGCUGCGGGAGGGUCCCGAGGGCUUUGCUCGAGCGGUGAGGAACCACCAGGGGCUGCUGCUGAUGGACACGACCUUCAGGGACGCCCACCAGUCACUGCUGGCCACGCGUGUGCGAACCCACGAUCUCAAAAAGAUCUCCCCCUAUGUUGCCCACAACUUCAGCAAACUCUUCAGCAUAGAGAACUGGGGAGGAGCCACAUUUGAUGUUGCGAUGCGCUUCCUGUACGAGUGCCCUUGGCGGCGGCUGCAGGAGCUCCGGGAGCUCGUCCCUAAUAUCCCGUUCCAGAUGCUGCUGCGGGGGGCCAAUGCUGUGGGCUACACCAACUACCCCGACAAUGUGGUUUUCAAGUUCUGUGAGGUAGCCAAGGAGAAUGGCAUGGAUGUCUUCCGGGUCUUUGACUCCCUCAACUACCUGCCCAACCUGCUGCUGGGCAUGGAGGCGGCGGGCAGUGCUGGUGGUGUGGUGGAGGCCGCGAUCUCCUACACGGGUGACGUGGCCGACCCCAGCCGUACCAAAUAUUCACUGCAGUACUACAUGGGCCUGGCUGAAGAGCUGGUGCGAGCUGGCACCCACAUCCUGUGCAUCAAGGACAUGGCAGGGCUGCUGAAGCCAACGGCCUGCACCAUGCUGGUCACCUCCCUCCGAGACCGCUUCCCUGACCUCCCAUUGCACAUCCACACCCACGACACGUCAGGGGCAGGCGUGGCAGCCAUGCUGGCCUGUGCCCACGCAGGCGCUGAUGUGGUAGACGUGGCAGCUGACUCCAUGUCUGGAAUGACUUCACAGCCCAGCAUGGGGGCCCUGGUGGCCUGUACCCGAGGGACUCCCCUGGACACAGGGGUGCCCCUGGACCGUGUGUUUGACUACAGUGAGUACUGGGAGGGGGCCCGGGGACUGUAUGCGGCCUUUGACUGCACGGCCACCAUGAAGUCUGGCAACUCUGAUGUGUAUGAGAAUGAGAUCCCAGGGGGCCAGUACACCAACCUGCACUUCCAAGCAUAUAGCAUGGGGCUCGGCUCCAAGUUCAAGGAGGUCAAGAAGGCCUAUGUGGAGGCCAACCAGAUGCUGGGCGACCUCAUCAAGGUAACCCCCUCCUCCAAGAUCGUGGGGGACCUGGCCCAGUUUAUGGUGCAGAAUGGGCUGAGCCGGGCAGAGGCCGAAGCUCAGGCAGAAGAGCUGUCCUUCCCCCGCUCAGUGGUGGAGUUCCUGCAGGGGUACAUUGGCAUCCCCCACGGGGGGUUCCCUGAGCCCCUUCGCUCCAAGGUGCUAAAGGACCUGCCAAGGGUGGAGGGACGGCCCGGAGCCUCCCUCCCUCCCCUGGAUCUGCAGGCACUGGAGAAGGGGCUGAUAGAACGGCAUGGGGAGGAGGUGACCCCGGAGGAUGUACUCUCAGCGGCCAUGUACCCCGACGUCUUUGCCCACUUCAAGGACUUCACUGCCACCUUUGGUCCCCUGGACAGCCUCAACACCCGCCUCUUCCUGCAGGGACCCAAAAUUGCAGAGGAGUUUGAGGUGGAGCUGGAGCGAGGCAAGACGCUGCACAUCAAAGCCCUGGCCGUAAGUGACCUGAACCGGGCCGGCCAGAGGCAGGUCUUCUUCGAGCUCAAUGGACAGCUGCGAUCCAUUCUGGUCAAGGAUACUCAGGCCAUGAAGGAGAUGCACUUCCACCCCAAGGCCCUGAAGGAUGUGAAGGGCCAGAUUGGGGCACCCAUGCCUGGGAAGGUGAUAGACAUCAAGGUGGCAGCAGGGGACAAGGUGACCAAGGGCCAGCCUCUGUGUGUGCUCAGUGCCAUGAAGAUGGAGACUGUAGUGACUUCGCCCGUGGAGGGCACUGUCCGCAAGGUCCACGUGACUACAGACAUGACACUGGAGGGUGACGACCUCAUCCUGGAGAUUGAGUGAUCUUGCCCCAGACUGGCAGCCUGGCCAUCCCCACCCCAAGCCUUCAAGGUGCUGCGCUGCCAGGGCAGGCCCAGGCCAGCCAGUGCCCGAGGGCAGGAAGGCCGGGCCCUGGACCUCCUGUCCUCAGUUGUUUGUGGCAGGAGAGACACUGCCUGUAGUGGUCCAUGCCUUUCCUCCUGCCCUCUCCUUUUCCUGCCGGUGGACAGUCGCUCACAUAUUCAUCCCUUGCCAAAUAAGGGUCCCCCCCUGCUGGAGACUACAGGUGGGGGUGCAGGCAGGCCUGGGACCUAGGGAAGCAGACUUAGGGGCCCUGCCUCCUGCAGGGGAAACCUAAGUCCCAGGUCUGAGAACUUCACUCAAUAAAACUGGCUUUCCCCUUCCCUCCA
Aethalodelphis obliquidens (Pacific white-sided dolphin) is the source of this 6165-nucleotide messenger RNA. RefSeq names its product pyruvate carboxylase (gene PC). Bases 2243 to 5779 code for a protein of 1178 amino acids. Gene Ontology annotation, biological process: pyruvate metabolic process; gluconeogenesis. Gene Ontology annotation, cellular component: cytoplasm. The transcript is spliced from 22 exons. Gene Ontology annotation, molecular function: pyruvate carboxylase activity; metal ion binding; ATP binding. The record is from RefSeq and is a predicted model, not a curated record. NCBI's taxonomy places the organism in Eukaryota, Metazoa, Chordata, Mammalia, Artiodactyla, Delphinidae.